AUGAAAGCGUUUUCAUCCUUACUAAUCACCUGUGGAAUUGCAGGGAUCCUUCUUCAAAUCAGCUUUGCCAAACCUCAAGCAAGAAUUCUAGAUGGAACCCCUGUGGACACCUUGAGACGAUUUCCUCACUACGUAACCAUCACCAGAGGAAACUCCGAGGACAGCAAAUAUUGUGGAGCAUCAAUUAUAUCUGAUCAGUGGAUCCUGACUGCAUUGCGUUGUGUGGACCAAGGAGAAUUCACCAUUCACUUCCUAAUUAAGAACCUCCACGGAUCUGCAAGGUCAUUCGCAAUUACGCUGGAUGAAUUUUCGGUAGUUCCGUACCCAACAGACUACGAUAAUAUCGCCCUCAUCAAACUACCAAUCACUCUUCAAUUCUCCGAGUACCUUGCACCAAUCCAGUACAGCGGAAUAAAGGGCGAUUACAGUGGAAAGAACAAUGGCUUCGUAGUGAUGCCUGGCUUUUCACCAGGUCAAACCGAUGCGUUGACAUAUGGAAUGUUCAAGUUGACUUCCUCAAACCAGUGUCGAGCAAUAUAUGGAAAUCUGUUUGAUGAGUAUCUGGACAUUUGCACUGUGGGUUGGGGAAACAGUAACCAGAUGCCGUGUGAAGGUAACGAGGGUGGCGGACUUGUUUUUGGAUGGCCCCGAGAACCACGUUUGGUUGGGAUCUUCAGUUCACCCACAAAAUGUGUAUCAGGAAAUCCAGCGAUUUAUGUAAAGUUAUCAGAAUAUGAAUCAUGGAUCAACCAAACUAUUCAAAACUAUAAAGUCGAACCAGUUAAGUACUAA
Messenger RNA from Hermetia illucens (black soldier fly), 792 nucleotides. Its product is annotated as chymotrypsin-like protease CTRL-1. Gene Ontology annotation, biological process: proteolysis. Lineage: Eukaryota; Metazoa; Arthropoda; Insecta; Diptera; Stratiomyidae. The transcript has a single exon. The record is from RefSeq and is a predicted model, not a curated record. Bases 1 to 792 code for a protein of 263 amino acids. Gene Ontology annotation, molecular function: serine-type endopeptidase activity.